UAGGGAGCCGCGCCCGCGCGCGGGGCAGCCUGGGAAGUGGAGUUCGCGGCGGGCGGGUUGCCAUGGCUACCGGGGGCCUCGGGAAGGAAAUGUGAGGGAGUCGCGGCUCGCCUUGGAUCGAAGAAAAGGAGCCCGAGGAAGGAAGGACGACCGGCUGGACGGCCAGCUGUGGGGAGGGGGCUGAAGCCGGAAUCCGAGCCGCCUCCGUCCUCUCUCCUGCGGGGAGCGGUGGGGUGGGAAGAGAAAAGGCGCGGGAGGCUUUCUAGCCACGGGAGGACUCGACGCUCUAUGGGCUGAAGGGAGAUCAUGGCAGCCUCGUAUAAGCUGGAUGAUGGGCAGUGUUAUCCCACCAACUGCUUUCCCGCUAAAAGCCUUCUGCAGCCUCGAUACGAAGAAGGCGCCGGUCACUGGCAGGUGGCCCGUCAUAAUGUGGAGAAAAGCAAGGCCGAAUGGCUGCUUGGCAUGGAAGCUGCCCAGCAGAGCUGGCAAGAGUGUUUGCGGAAAGCUCAGUGCCCCAGGCCCGACAAAGUCCUCAAUGGGGCCCUGCUGAUCAAGCUCCACCAUGUGCAGACACCUUCGGAUUUGUGCUCCGUGAAUAUCAGCCACCAGAACUUCGCCUUGGCAAGGGAGAGAGAUUUUAUGCAGUUCGAUUCCGUCGCUUACAUCAACGCCACCGAAAACCUGUUGACUUUAGAAACUUUCCGUAACUUUCCUGGCCUUCGGGAGCUGGAACUUUCUCUGAAUGGUCUGAGGAAUCUUAAAAUCAGGAUUGGGGAUUUCCCUCACUUGGAAGUAAGUCCGGAGGGCAAAAUGUGCGUCUUGCGGAGGAGAAAGGAGAAUUGGCGGGAAUAUCGGGAAGCUUUGGAACUCCUGAAGGAAUUUCAGAAGGACUAUAAAUGCACGGUGGCCGUUUGUAACAAGGUCAACGAAUCCAGGGCAAUCAGCAAGGACCAGGUUCCCAAAACCAGUGUCAAGUCCAUCCAGAAGAUCCGAAGUCUUCCUGCGAUCAAGGCCAGGAGAAAGCUGGAUGCGUCCUCCCUCCGGGACCUUCAAGAGAAGAACGACUCCCCUCCAUCCCACCAAUAA
Messenger RNA from Thamnophis elegans (Western terrestrial garter snake), 1086 nucleotides. RefSeq names its product X-ray radiation resistance associated 1 (gene XRRA1). NCBI's taxonomy places the organism in Eukaryota, Metazoa, Chordata, Lepidosauria, Squamata, Natricidae. Bases 307 to 1086 code for a protein of 259 amino acids. The record is from RefSeq and is a predicted model, not a curated record. Gene Ontology annotation, cellular component: nucleus. The transcript has 7 exons.